Mastomys coucha (southern multimammate mouse) is the source of this 731-nucleotide messenger RNA. RefSeq names its product cytochrome b-c1 complex subunit 6, mitochondrial. The transcript is spliced from 5 exons. The record is from RefSeq and is a predicted model, not a curated record. Gene Ontology annotation, biological process: mitochondrial electron transport, ubiquinol to cytochrome c. Lineage: Eukaryota; Metazoa; Chordata; Mammalia; Rodentia; Muridae. The coding region runs from base 299 to 571 and encodes 90 amino acids.
CGCCGCCAUCUUGGGGCGGUGCGCGAGCCCGAGAAUGACACCCGCAGGCCGCCAUCUUGAAGAGGUCAGCUUUUAGGACCGCCCCAUAAGUGAUGUGGGCAUAUAUAUCAGCUCCCCCUACGUCUUACAGCUAGCGAGUAGUACAGGCCAAUUUGUGCGUGUGUUCGGGACCCCGAUGAGUAUGCCGCACUUCCGGCCAGGUCGCCGGAUAUCCGUCGAGUGACCCUUACUAGUCCUUAAACCUCAAGUGGAGUAGCUACCCUUGUUGCUCUUGUUGAAUCCCAAGCCGACUCCCGACAUGGGACUCGAGGACGAACGAAAGAUGCUCGCUGGAUCCGGAGACCCCAAAGCGGAAGAAGAGGAGGAAGAAUUAGUGGACCCCCUAACAACAGUAAGAGAGCACUGUGAGCAGUUGGAGAAGUGUGUAAAGGCCCGGGAACGACUAGAGUUGUGUGAUAAGCGCGUGUCUUCCCGAUCACAGACAGAAGAGGAUUGUACAGAGGAGCUCUUUGACUUCUUGCAUGCUCGGGACCACUGUGUGGCCCACAAACUCUUUAAAAACUUGAAGUAAAUGUACAGAUUCAUUUGCCUUGUCACUGGGAAUCAAGAACAGUUCCUUGUUGUGGUUUUGAACAAUUGUUUCUUGAAAACCUAAUUGAUUUUUGGUGGAUAGCUUCUCUUCCGUGUAAUUAGCAGUGAUUCCAUCUUAAUAAACUGGCCUGCAAACUUGC